AUGACGAUGAUUAUGGAGAUGACGAGCCAGGUGCUACAGAAGGGAGCAGCCCCGAUACCGGACUCGGCUCAUCAGUCAGCGAUAGAUAUCACCGCUCAGUUCAUCUAUGAACGUCUGAAUCCGAAACUUGUUGCUAACCUUGUGCUGAUAUCUCUGGUUACGUUGCCUGAUGAAAUGCCAGCAGCAUUCGCUUCAAGUUUUACCCAGAUUGCCACCGCAGGAACUGAGCAACAUCGGCGUCACCUUGCUCGUAGUAUGGCUACCCAAGCUACAGCCCAAGAACUUGGUCCAGGUGCUGAACAAAUGCGCAAAGAGAAGUUGGCGAAGUUCAUG
Messenger RNA from Cooperia oncophora, 333 nucleotides. NCBI's taxonomy places the organism in Eukaryota, Metazoa, Nematoda, Chromadorea, Rhabditida, Trichostrongylidae. The record is from the annotation of a GenBank genome assembly.